Messenger RNA from Aspergillus ruber CBS 135680, 789 nucleotides. Its product is annotated as DUF3245 domain-containing protein. NCBI's taxonomy places the organism in Eukaryota, Fungi, Ascomycota, Eurotiomycetes, Eurotiales, Aspergillaceae. The record is from RefSeq and is a predicted model, not a curated record. Bases 1 to 789 code for a protein of 262 amino acids. The transcript has 2 exons.
AUGUCCUCAACAGACAUAAUCCUUAACCGCGCAAACGUUGCCCUCGCCCGCAGCCAACGCCUCGUUGCCUCAUGGCUCCCUCCACAAACCACCGAAGAACAGUCCUCGAAUACCAAAUCAGAAGAAGAGCUACGGAAAGAGGAAGAUGAGAUUUUUACGGCUGUUCCGGAGACACUAGGCGUAGGAGCCCCCCUCCCCUCCAAACUCCCCGACGGAAGCUGGAAUCGCGCAGAACUCGACUCGAACGAUGCGCUGCGGAGACAAUUGCUGGGCAGGAAUUAUCAAAAAGUUAUGAAGGAGAAGGAGAGGGAAGCUAAGCAAAAGGCCUCUGCGGGUGCGGGUGCGGGUGCGAAUGGUGAUGCGAAUAAUUCGACAGAUUUGGGCGGUAAUAACGAUACGGUUGAGGAAGAUGAUUAUGAUGAAGAAGACGGGCGGACGGCGGCUGUUGGGAAGAAGUUUGCGAAGGGGCAGGGGCAGAGUCAGGGUCAGGGUCUGACGAAGAAUCAAAAGAAAAAAAAUAAUAAGAAGCGCAAGGCUGCGGCAGAGGAACAAUCGCAGUCGCAGUCGCAGUUUGAUGCUGCGGGAGAUGCUCCAGGUGGUAGCAAUGGUGAUAAUCCGGGGCAAGGGAAAGAAGAACUUGAAGGCCAGGGCGAUGUACAGGACUCUUUAGCGAAGCCAGAUGCAGGGACAUCAGGAUCAUCGUCGCGACCAGCUCCGAGGAGGAAAAAAGCGACCAGUUUCUUGGAUGAGAUACUCGCUGAGAGAUCUAAGAAGAGAAAGAAGAGGUGA